AUGUCCACGGUGCCGCCCAUCUUCACCGCGACCUCUGCAUACUCUCUCGCCUUCGUCGCCAGCGUCGGCGCCGUCGCCUAUCUCGCGUCCAAGACCCUCCUUCCCAAGAACGCGAGCUGGCAGGAUCGGUUCACCUUCAUAUGGCUGGCGUUCGACGGAAUCAUUCAUUACACACUCGAGGGUUCCUUCCUGUACUACUCACUGUUCGGCCGGCAGGUAGCGACCAGCUCGGGACUCAUGGCUCAGAUGUGGAAGGAGUAUGCCUUUGCGGACUUCCGCUGGGCAGUCUCCGAUCCGACCGUCGUCUCCCUCGAGAUCCUGACCGUGUUCGGCGUCGGGACCAUAUGCUUCUACGUCCUCAAGCAGCUCGUCCAGGACGACCCCGCGCGGCACUACUGGAUCAUCGUUCUCAGCACUUCGGAGAUCUACGGCGGGUGGAUGACCUUCUGUCCGGAAUGGCUGACCGGCAGCCCGAACCUGGACACGUCCAACGUGCUCUACCUCUGGGUGUACCUCGUGUUCAUGAACGUCAUCUGGGUCUUCAUCCCCCUCUGGCUCAUGUACGACUCUUACGGCCACAUCGCUAACUCGCUGCGCCUCGCUCAAGCGAGCGAGAAGGUUAAGAAAGAUUGAGCAUACUUUGCUUGAUCAUUUACGUAUCCUGCACCACUACAUGAGAGGCUCUGACUUCUCCCGUCGUCUCUCGAAAUGUUCUUGGUUUGCCCAACCGUGCUACCCAACAAAUUUUGCUCAAUCUAGCCGUACCUCUGACUGCUCUCCGAACUAUGUAGUAACUUGCAUUGCAAUGCCAAUGACAUUGAACAGAG
Molecule: messenger RNA, 827 nt
Organism: Dichomitus squalens LYAD-421 SS1
Lineage: Eukaryota; Fungi; Basidiomycota; Agaricomycetes; Polyporales; Polyporaceae
Product: Emopamil-binding protein
Exons: 6
Coding region: 1-633 (210 amino acids)
Biological process (GO): sterol metabolic process
Cellular component (GO): membrane; endoplasmic reticulum
Molecular function (GO): cholestenol delta-isomerase activity
Source: RefSeq, a predicted model, not a curated record